Trichobilharzia regenti is the source of this 3588-nucleotide messenger RNA. The record is from the annotation of a GenBank genome assembly. NCBI's taxonomy places the organism in Eukaryota, Metazoa, Platyhelminthes, Trematoda, Strigeidida, Schistosomatidae.
AUGCAUGUCGUCGACGCGGAGUUGGACUCACAAGAAUCACUGGAUGAUAACAUUGUCAAUAAUUCAAUGUCAUCUAGCAGUGAUGACGACUCAUAUUCACGCAAUGUUCAUUCCUUGAGUUCAUUUAAUCUCCAACCGAGAGAUGGCAAUUAUAGUAAAUACAAGAAACAAUUGGACUGUGAUUUACGCAUUGGAAGUGCUUAUUAUAUAGGCACUACAAUAAAUCCAAAUUUCAAUCCUUCUACUGAACAGCACAAAACAAUGAAAGAUGUUGACAAAACUGUCAGAUCACAAGCUUUUUUAAGACAUCCAUUCAACUUGUUAUUAGCUCGUGAACAAGGUGAUAUUGGUGCAGCAUCAAAAUCACGUCGAUUACGUUAUAGAGCCAGUCGUUGGAUAACUGAAGGCCAUCAACGCUAUAAUGGUUUACAAAUUUAUGGUAAUCGAUGUAAAGGUGUCCUGUAUCCUGAUGCACAGACAUUUCAAGAGAAUAUUCAAGGCAGUUUAUGGGCCGUUAAUCGAUUGCAUUUAGAAAAUAAAUUUGAGUGUCACUAUGGUUGUGUGAAUGCGUUGAACUUUAAUUCAAAAGGAAAUUUAAUUGCCUCUGGAUCUGAUGAUUUAAGAGUUGUUAUAACAAAUUGGAUGACCGGUGAACAAAUGUGGAAUUAUCGUACAGGUCAUAGUAUGAAUAUAUUUCAUGUGAAAUUUAUACCAGAAUCAAAUGAUUUAAAAAUUGUUUCAUGUGCAUGUGAUUCAGAGGUGAGAUUAGCACUGUUAUCGCCUGCAGGCGGUUUAGCCGGACCAACUCGACUGUUGGCAAAGCAUACACGAUCGUGUCAUAAAUUAUCGAUUCCAGAAGGUGAACCAAAUAUUGUCCUAUCAGCUGGUGCAGAUGGACGAGUAUUUUCAAGUGAUGUGAGAACUUCAACGGCUCACAAGAUACUUCAUUUAGCAUAUUCUGAAUUCUUCUCCAUCGCUUCAAAUCCAGUACGCUCACAUGAAUUCGCAUUGUGUGGUAGAUCUGAAUCACUUGUACGAAUUUAUGACCGACGUAAAGUGAACAAACAAGAUCCAAAGAAAGGAUUAUUACACACCUUUGGUGUUGAACAUCUACGUGGAAAUAGACGUCAGUCUACAACAUUAGAUACAGUCAGUCGUCGUGUAGCGAUGAAUUCCCUUUCAAGUCGUCGUCAUCUUUCUAUUGAUUCGGAUUCGGAUUCAGAUUCAGAUACAAAUUUGUUAAGUUCACUGACUGCACAAUUGGGUCGUGGUGUACGUGCUGUACUUAGUGGUCUUGGUGGGCGUGCACGAGCAGCACUACUCAGUGGGAAUACUAAUGACAGUAGUAUACCAGCUGAUUUAACCGAUGAUUUUGCACUGACAAUGUACAGUGUCACUGCUGCUGUAUAUAGUCCUCAGGGUGAUGCUAUUCUUUUAUCUUACAAUGACGAUGAUAUCUAUUUGUUCGAUGUGAAUCAUCUCGAUAAACCCUAUCUGCACAAAUACUCUGGUCAUCGGAAUAUGCAGACAAUCGUUGGAGCUACAUUUUUUGGACCAAAUGGUGAAUAUGUUGUCUCUGGUAGUGAUGAUGGUUACUUUUAUCUAUGGGAUAGAGAAUCAGAAGGUUUAGUGCAAUGGCUGCAUGCAGACAUCGGUGGUGCUGUCAAUAUUAUUGAAUCACAUCCUACACUUCCAGUUUUAGCCUCAGCUGGAUUGGAUUAUGACUUCAAGAUAUGGUCACCAUUAUGUCCGUUGUAUGCUGAAGAAGAUGAGGCAUUUAGUCAUUUAAAAUACUCAACGACUAGAAUCAAUUCAGAUGUUCUACGACUUCGUAAAUCGAAGUUAGCCAAGGCAUUUUUUCCAAAUAAUGAUUUUAUUAAUAAUACAACCACUAAUAAUAAUAAUAAUACUGAGAUGGAAUCUCUUCGUAAAUUACUAUCAGAUAAAACGAAUGGAAUUUCUAUUUCAAUAGACUCAUUAACUUCUUCUUCGUCAUCAUCAGCGCCGUCGUCGUCGUCCUCCUCCUCAUCAUCAUCAUCCGCCUCCUCCACAUCCUCUUCGUCAUCUUCAUCUCUAUCAACUUCAGAGGAGGAGAUGACAUCCGCCUCUACAAAUCAUCAUAUUGAUGAGUGUGAUAAUGUUAAAAAUGCUAAGAAUGAAAAACAGAUAGCGCAUGAAUUUAUAAAUACUAGUACAGAGGAAUAUUCUGUUGAUAUGGGUUCUCCAUCAUUAUCAUCAUCAUCGUCUGCUGGUGUUACUGCGGCUGCUGCUGUUUAUACUCUGAGUAAAUCUCGUAAAAGACGACAUCCAACUACGGAUGUAAUAUUCAAUGAUGAUAUAGAAGCCGGUGAUAAUAAUAUUGCUCACCAUGUUACUAAUCAUAAUAAUGUCGAUUAUUGUACUGAACAAAAUGAUGAUAUGCUACAGGUUGAGAAUAAUAAUAGUAAUAGUAAUAAUAAUACAAUAAAACAAGAGAUGAAUGGUAUCACAUCGGAGAUAAUAAAUCCUCAAGAAUUUCCUCCGCUUAGUAAACAACCGAAACGAUCGUCUCCAUCAUCAUCACAAGUGUUGCCAACAUGUUCGACUUCAAAUACAAUUCAUAAUAAUAAUAAUAAUAAUAGUGUUGAACAAGUCUCUAAAAUUCACGAAAAUGAUGAUAAGACUAUCAAGGAGAUGCCUAAGAAAACUGUAGGAUAUCAAGAUAAUAAUAAUAGUAAAAGUGGUGAAUCACAGUCGUCGACCAGUGAUAGAAUUCAACCAAGGAUACCACAAUACUUGUUACCCUUUAAUCAAAUCGACUUACAAUUGCGUGUUGGUCAGAAUUGGGUUAAUCGAGCCUGUGAACGUAGUCAAUUAGAAUGUUUAGAUGAUAGAAGUUUCCGUAUUCUAACAGCAAUUGAAUCAGUUGCUGAAUUACGUCCAAUAGGCGUAAACAAUACGGACGAUGAUGAUGAUGAUGAUGACAGUGAUUCAGAUACAGAUUCCAGUAGUAACAACAGCAGUUCUAGUGAUUCAAACUAUAACAACACCGCCGCCGCCGCCACCACCACCAACAACAACAGCAACCGCGCCAACGAUGAUGAUGACGAUGGCGACAACAAUAAUCACGUUAAUGAUAAUUCUUGCAAUGCUUUUGAAUUUAUUCAAUCUGCUGUAGUUAUGCUUGAUGAUCAUUUUAAUCUUCCAGUGAACAGACGAGGGACGACGACGACGACAAGGAGAAGGAGGAGCAGAAGAAGAAGAACACGAAGAAGAAAUUACGAUGAUGAUGAUAAUAAUAAUACUAACAAUAAUAAUAGUAAUAUAGAACAAAGUGAAGAAACAUUAGCUACUAGAGAUCGUGAAGAAGGCUCAGGUGAACAUAGUUCAUCAGAUGGUGAUGAUGACAAUAAUAAUAAUAGUAAUAGUAAUAAUAUUGCAUCAAGAAUAUCCAGCUUUUUAGCUAAUGAAUUUAAUUGCUCCUCAGAUUCAGAGAGUACCUUCUCGUCAUCAUCCUCAUCGUCGUCAAGCCCGUCAACAUCAAAUCGUUCAUCACUAUCCAGUAGUAUGCUUACUGGUGUAUCACUUUUAAGGCGAAAAUUCUCAUAA